CCCCCGCCCAUAGCUCGUGGAGGGAGCGCUGAAGGCGGCCAUGCCAGCUGGGUGAGGUCAGUUCCGGGGCGGAGCAGCCCGAGUGGUGCAGUCAGGGCCAAACAAAAGGAGCCCGAGCAAAGGGGACGAAGUGGGUCAGGCGCUGCCAGGGAAGCUGCUCCCAUGGCGCUUGGGGAAUGCAGUGUUUCUGUGCUCUGUCAGGAUUCGGCACAUACAGACAUCAUCCUCUUCCAGCACAGAGAAUUGAAGUGCAGAUAGCAGAAUCCAGCCACAGGCAGGAAGAGCUGUACUCUUAAGAGGAAUAAGUCCUCUCCCUGCAUCUUCCUCUGAUUCUGCCUGGGUCUGAACCAAUCUUGUAUCCCUGUUUUUCUUCUUGGACUCAUGCCCAGGACAUCCCAGCUCUUGUGCUCCAUCAUAAAUGCCUUGCUGUGUGUCUCUGGAUAAGAGAUGGCAAUGGCAUUUGGUGACACUUUUGUCUGCCUUGAUCACUGUGGUAUGGCAACCAGUUGUGAAAAUCCAUCUUUGCUGUAACUCCUGUCAUAGUACCCUGUGUAAAACUACCCAUACAGCUCUGUGAAUCUGCUACACAUCAUGGCUGAUGCACUUCUUUUCCAGCCUACUCCAGCAGGAAUCCUAAAGCAGAAAGUGAACCAUGAUUCCUGUCACUGAACUGCGCUAUUUUGCUGAUACCCAGCCAGCAUACCGCAUCCUGAAACCAUGGUGGGAUGUCUUCACGGACUACAUUUCCAUAGUCAUGCUGAUGAUUGCAGUAUUUGGAGGGACGCUUCAGGUCACCCAGGACAAAAUGAUCUGCUUGCCGUGCAAAUGGGUUACCAAAGACUCCUGCAAUGACUCUUUCAGAGGUUGGACAGCUGCAAUUCCAGACCCCACUUACUAUAACUCUAGUCUUGUCCCAUCUCAGGAUACUAGGCCUACAGGGAUCCGAUAUGACCUAGACCGGCACCAGUAUAACUAUGUGGAUGCAGUGUGCUAUGAGAAUCGCCUUCACUGGUUUGCCAAGUAUUUCCCUUACCUGGUGCUGCUACACACUCUGAUCUUUUUGGCUUGCAGCAAUUUCUGGUUCAAGUUCCCACGGACCAGCUCCAAGCUGGAGCAUUUUGUGUCUAUUCUGCUGAAGUGUUUUGACUCCCCCUGGACGACAAGAGCACUGUCUGAGACAGUGGUGGAGGAGAGUGAUCCCAAGCCUGCCUUUGGGAAGAUGAAUGGCUCCAUGGACAAGAAAUCUUCCACGGUCAGUGAGGAUGUGGAAGCCACUGUCCCAAUGCUACAGAGAACAAAGUCGCGGAUCGAGCAAGGGAUUGUCGAUCGCUCUGAGACAGGCGUCCUGGACAAGAAAGAAGGGGAACAGGCCAAAGCACUUUUUGAGAAAGUUAAAAAGUUCCGCACACACGUGGAGGAGGGAGACAUAGUCUAUCGCCUCUACAUGAGACAAACCAUCAUCAAGGUGAUCAAGUUCAUCCUGAUCAUCUGCUACACUGUCUACUAUGUCAACAACAUCACGUUUGACAUUGACUGCAAGGUGGACAUCGAGAGCCUGACAGGUUAUCGCAUGUACCGCUGUGCUCACCCUCUUGCCACUCUCUUCAAAAUCCUAGCCUCUUUCUACAUUAGCUUGGUGAUCUUUUAUGGACUGAUCUGCAUGUACACACUCUGGUGGAUGCUGAGGCGAUCCCUCAAGAAAUAUUCCUUUGAGUCUAUCCGGGAGGAGAGCAGCUAUAGUGACAUCCCUGAUGUCAAGAAUGACUUUGCUUUCAUGCUGCACCUGAUCGACCAGUACGACCCCCUCUACUCCAAGCGAUUCGCUGUCUUUCUGUCUGAGGUGAGUGAGAACAAGCUGCGGCAGCUGAACCUCAACAAUGAGUGGACUUUGGAGAAGCUGCGCCAGAGGAUCACAAAGAACUCCCAGGACAAGCUGGAGCUGCAUCUCUUCAUGCUGAGUGGCAUCCCUGACACAGUUUUUGACCUUAUCGAGUUGGAGGUGCUGAAGCUGGAGCUCAUCCCUGAUGUUACUAUCCCACCAAGCAUUGGCCAGCUCACCAGCCUUAAAGAGCUGUGGCUCUACCACACGGCUGCCAAAAUUGAGGCCCCAGCCCUUGCCUUCUUGAGGGAGAACCUGAAAUCUUUGCACAUUAAGUUCACAGACAUCAAGGAAAUCCCUCUGUGGAUUUAUAGCCUAAAGACCUUGGAGGAGCUACACUUGACAGGGAACCUGAGUGCAGAGAACAACCGUUACAUUGUGAUUGACGGACUGAGGGAAUUGAAGCAGCUCAAGGUACUUCGGCUGAAGAGCAACCUCACCAAGCUGCCACAGGUGGUGACAGAUGUUGGUGUGCACCUCCAGAAGCUCUCCAUCAACAACGAGGGUACCAAGCUCAUUGUUCUCAACAGCCUUAAGAAGAUGGUCAAUUUGACAGAGCUGGAGCUGAUCCGCUGCGACCUGGAACGCAUCCCGCACUCUAUCUUCAGUCUCCACAACCUCCAAGAGAUUGACCUGAAGGACAACAACCUCAAGACCAUUGAGGAGAUCAUCAGCUUCCAGCACCUACACCGUCUCACUUGCCUUAAGCUGUGGUACAACCAUAUUGCCUACAUCCCCAUGCAGAUCGGCAACCUCACCAACUUGGAACGCCUUUACCUUAACCGCAACAAGAUAGAGAAGAUACCCACCCAGCUUUUCUAUUGCCGGAAGCUGCGGUACUUGGAUCUCAGCCACAAUAACUUGACUUCCAUACCAGCAGAAAUUGGGCUACUGCAGAACCUGCAGAACCUAGCUGUGACAGCCAACAGGAUUGAGAGUCUCCCACCUGAGCUGUUCCAGUGCAGGAAGCUGCGGACCUUGAACCUGGGAAACAAUGUGCUGCAAUCACUGCCAUCUCGGGUGGGCGAGCUGACCAACCUGUCCCAGAUAGAGCUCCGGGGAAACCGCCUGGAGUGCCUGCCAGUGGAACUGGGGGAGUGUCCUCUGCUGAAACGCAGUGGGCUGGUGGUGGAGGAGGACCUGUUCAACACCCUGCCUCUGGAGGUCAAGGAGCGGCUGUGGAGGGCGGACAAAGAGCAAGCCUGAGCUGCUGACAGGAA
Messenger RNA from Chelonoidis abingdonii (Abingdon island giant tortoise), 3099 nucleotides. Lineage: Eukaryota; Metazoa; Chordata; Testudines; Testudinidae. The record is from RefSeq and is a predicted model, not a curated record.